AUGAAAGCAACUGUAGCGUCGGUGAAGCUCGAUAUCCUUAUGGGUGUGGUAUCCGGAUGCCACGGUGAUAAUUUCCCUGUCUGCAUGUCGACACUACACAACAUUGCACGGCUGGCAAAACAUUCGCAUGUGUGGAGAGAGGAUCAUUUAAAGAAGCUUCAUCAGCUAAAAUCAAGAGUUUCAUCGAAUCCGAAGACGUAUCAACAGUAUUUGGACGUUCUCGUAGGAUUGACAAAGAGAGCUCGUCCGGGCCUGAUCAUGGGAUUAUAUGAAACACUGAGCGAACUAGGAAACCUUGGGCAGAGUGAGUGCAUGGAAAUGCGUAUUCGUUUCUUACAAAUGAGUUGCAACAUUCUUUGUCGACUCUAUCGAACUCUUGGCCGUUUCCUGUGCUGUAGUGAGGUGGCACCGGAACAAGUUCUAUCUCUAUUGGACAGUAUACUGAAAAUUCCCAUAAGCCAUGCAAACAUAACUCAACUGAUAGAGUUCUGCUGCCAAAUAGCAAGUCGUCUACCAUUUGUGGUACCGAAACUACAUCACUGGGCGAGAAGCGUCGUUGUCAAAGAGAGUCGACUAUCCAGCACUGCUUUAGCGUAUCUACUGUUGGCACCGUCGAUUCAUCUCCCGGAUGACAUAGACGCAUUAAUGAAAGGAACCGAUCUUGAUCGAUACGUCAUCGCUCGAGUUGCAUUUCGAAAUGGUCACUGGAGGAGAGCAGCAUUACCAAAUCUGGAAGCUAUCUGUACUGAUAGACUCUCACUUGAAAACUGCGAAUGGAUUCAAGCCCUGCAGAGUUUGGCUGCCAGUCAACUGAGCGAAUUCUCUGUUGCAGCGUUGUUUGAACAGAAUAAACACUUAUAUAGGGUUCAUUCGAUUUUAAAGUCUUUGGCGCAAAGCUCUCAACAUGAUGCAGCACUGUCAUUUCCAAGCGAUUGGGUGGCUUGCCUACUGUAUUCGUCUGAUGCCGCGUUGCAAAUCGCUAGUGCAAUUAGUCCGACGUUGAAUUGGUGCAAACAUCCGCUCUCAACGGCAGUGGUUUUCCGUGUGAAGAAA
This is a messenger RNA of Ostertagia ostertagi, 1053 nucleotides long. Lineage: Eukaryota; Metazoa; Nematoda; Chromadorea; Rhabditida; Trichostrongylidae. The record is from the annotation of a GenBank genome assembly.